Messenger RNA from Protopterus annectens (West African lungfish), 3208 nucleotides. RefSeq names its product ectonucleotide pyrophosphatase/phosphodiesterase family member 5 (gene ENPP5). The record is from RefSeq and is a predicted model, not a curated record. Bases 123 to 1499 code for a protein of 458 amino acids. The transcript is spliced from 4 exons. NCBI's taxonomy places the organism in Eukaryota, Metazoa, Chordata, Ceratodontiformes, Protopteridae.
CAUAGUUAUUUGCCAAUCAGAGUGAGGAAGUUUAACAGCUGCUUUUCCGGAUGUUGUUUUGGUUUCUCACAACUAUGUAAAAUAAAACAGUUCUGAAAGUUGCUUCUAAAAAAUCGUGAAAUAUGCCAUCUUACAUCUGUCAUAUACUUCCUAUCCUUUGUGUACUAGUCUUUCCUGCACUAUUUACACAAGAACAGCCCAAGCUAUUAUUGGUCUCUUUUGAUGGCUUUCGCUGGGAUUACAUUUAUAAGGCCAAGACCCCAAACUUCAGCUACAUCAUACAGAAUGGUGUUCAUGUGAAGCAGGUCACAAAUAUAUUCAUUACAAAGACUUUUCCAAACCAUUAUACUCUGUCGACUGGACUGUAUGCUGAGAAUCAUGGCAUAGUUGCCAAUGAAAUGUAUGAUUCUGUUCUCAACAAAACUUUCUCCAUGAACAAUUUGGAAAUUUAUGACUCAUUUUGGUGGGAAGAAGCUUACCCAAUUUGGGUUAGUAAUCAGAUGCAAGGAUAUAAAAGUGGAGCAGCUAUGUGGCCUGGUACAGAUGUGAAAAUACAUGGAAUGUUCCCAUCACAUUAUAUGACUUACAAUGGAUCUGUUUCUUUUGAGUAUAGGAUCAACCAGCUAAUCAAAUGGUUUAAGUCAGAACAAGCAAUCAAUAUAGGCCUUUUGUAUUGGGAAGAGCCAGACGAAACUGGUCACAUGGUUGGUCCUGAUGAUCCAAAAAUGAAAAAAGUCAUAGCAGAUAUUGACAGUAAACUAGGCUAUCUGAUUGUCCAGCUGAAGACUGAAGGGCUGUGGGACAAACUGAAUGUAAUUAUCACAAGUGACCAUGGCAUGGCAGAAGUGUUGCAGGACAGAAUUAUUGAACUGGAUCAGUACAUAGACCGUGAGAUGUACACUUUAGUUGACCACACUCCAGUGGUAGCCAUUUUACCAAAAGAAGGUAAAAUGGAGGAAGUAUACAAGGCCUUAGUACAUGCUCAUCCUAAUAUGACCGUUUACAAGAAAGAAGAGAUUCCUGAUCAUUUCCACUACAAACACAACAGCAGAAUUCAGCCAAUCUUUGCUGUGGUUGAUAAUGGAUGGGCUCUUCUGCAGAACAAGUCAGAUGGAUUCCUGUUGGGCAAUCAUGGUUAUGACAAUACCCUGCAAGAUAUGCACCCAAUUUUUGUGGCCUAUGGACCAGCUUUCAAGAAGAAUUAUUUCAAAGAAACUAUGGAAUCGGUUGACCUCUAUCCACUGAUGUGCCACAUCCUUGGUAUAAGUCCUUUGCCAAACAAUGGAUCUAUCAACAGAGUGCUAGACCUUCUGGACAGUACUGAUCCUAGCAGUCAAACCAAAGCUACAGAUUCAUACUCCUGGGUAUUAGGGGCUGUUUUUGGCAUUGUGAUUGUUGCUGUGUUCCUUGUUAUUUUCAUUAAGCAGGUCACUUUAAGUCAACUGCAUACAGUACAGGUGCCACAGAGUGAGAUGACACAACCAUUGUUAGAGGGCUAAGUGCAUGUUGUGGCCAAGCUGAUGAUCACUUUAUGAAGCUCCUGGAUUGGCUGUCUCUCAGCUAAUACAUUACAGAAGACUCCGAAAUUGUGUACUGUCUCUAAACUAGCUUUCAAUCAUAGGACCCUCUGUAGCAAUACUAAACAACUACAGUGGUUUGAAGGGUGGAUUUGACACCACACAAAGAAAUGUUUCUUUAAGAAAGUGGAUCCUUUUUCAGAGCUUUGAGCUGCAAUUUUUUUGAUCCUGGCAGGGAGAGAGAAAACAUUCUGAACAAAUGAAAAGCAGUUUGGUCAUUUUGCAGAGGGCCAACACUAUACUAACUUGUGUCCUGUAUGUACCAUCAUCAUCUAGCUACUCACUGGUCCUCAUAUUGUGCUACGGCUCCAUCCAGUUUAGGAAAGGAUACUUCUAUUAGUAGCUUCCCCCUGGGAGACCCAUCUUUCUGCUUUUGCCAUUGGAGAAACAGAGAUAAAUUCCUGCAAGAGUCUGGAAAUCUAUGGUGUCAUUUGGUUAAUUUCCGUUCAAAUGAGAAACCUUUUCUUUUGUUACAGACUUCGAUGUGGAGUGAUGUCAGUAUGAUAUCUGCUGACAUUGGUUCCAUUUCUAAACUGACAAAAGUACACCAUUUUUCUCCCUUUGACAAAUGUCCCCCAUUCAAUAGCUUUAGUCACCAUUCUUUGAAAAGAGGAGGGCUCUCCUUUGAACGCAUUUCAUACCUGGUCAGUAUCAGUGAAAACAGUACUGGUCACACAUGUGGCUGUUAGAUUGUUCCUUGUAUCCUGAAGACUUUUUUGCUUAAAUUUGUGUAUUCUUUUCCUAAAGUUUUGCUGAGUGUACCCUUGUAGGUCUAUUGGCCUGCCUGUUUGCAGUGAUGCAAAGUGAUUGCUUCUAAGAAACCUAAUUUGAUGGUAAUUCACGUGUAAGUAAAAUGAUUAAUUGAUGUGUAAAAUACUAUUCCAUGUCGCAUCAAAACAUAUGAUUUUAACUUAUGAAAAUCCUGCUGGAAUUUUAAUGAUUCCUGCCACAGUUUUAAUGUGAAAGCAGUGCAUUCAUUACAUUAUUGCUUUAUACUGGUCAGGAAACUUUCCAUAGUGAGUGUCUAGGCCAGUUUAUGUAGUUUGAAGUAGCUGCAAGUUACGUAAAUUAUUUUUAGAAAAUGUGAGGACAUCACAUAAUGUGUCUCAGUACUGAGUGAUAGUAAUGUUUCCUAAAUGGAGGUCUAGCACAUGAACUCCAGUGGCACUGUUCACAAGCUCAUAACCUUUACAGUGAUAGGAGAUGUAUGUAUUUCAUUAAAUAGUGAAAUGUGCCUGUAACUGUCUUUCAUGUCUAUAUCUAUAAAACAGUGUGUAUUUGUGCUUGUAAGCUAAGCAUUCUGAAACAUAGUUGGAAUAGAUCUUCUUUAAGGAUGAGUAUAAACUAGUCUGGUAGUUAAAAAAAAAAAAAACAAAAAAAAAAAAAAACACAGUGAUAUUUUUAUUUAUUUAGUUCUGUUAACUGGAUUAAUCCCAUUUAGACAAAGUACCUUUACAAGGGAGGCACACUUCACAGUGCAAACUUGAGGAGUUUUGAAGUUGUGGUACAUUGUCAUAAAAAGGGUACCUCUCUUGGUGUCGGCUUGUAGGGGGCACUGAAGCUUAAAAAAAGGUUGAUAACUUGUAGCCUUCAUUAAAUGAUUGUGUUUUUUACACAGUUAGUAAACUCUC